AUGAGCGUGGCGGGGAAGCAGCCUGCUCCAGCACCGCUCGAGCGGCCCGGCAGCCUCCUCGUCCCCACCUGGACUAAAACUGGUGUUGCAUUGUUGUAUGAUGAAGUAUCUGAAAAUGCUUAUGACAUCCGGCUGAAGCUUACAAAAGAGGUAUUAACAAUUCAGAAACAAGAUGUCAUCUGUGUUAGUGGAAGUGAUCACAGUGCAAAUCACAGAACUGUUACACUUCGUAGACAACCAGUUGGUGGCUUGGGCUUAAGCAUAAAGGGUGGUGCUGAGCACAAAGUGCCUGUCGUCAUAUCAAAAAUAUUUAAAGACCAAGCAGCUGAACAGACAGGAAUGUUAUUUAUAGGAGAUGCAAUAAUACAGGUUAAUGGUAUAAAUGUAGAAAGUGCUACCCAUGAAGAAGUGGUACACCUACUGCGAAAUGCUGGCGAUGAAGUUACCAUCACAGUUCAAUACCUCAGGGAAGCUCCAUCAUUUUUAAAGCUUCCAUUAGGUUCCCCUGGACCACCCAGUGAUCACAGCAGUGGAACUUCAUCACCUCUCUUUGACAGUGGCUUACAUUUAAAUGGAAACUCAACUAACACGGCUCCAUCCUCACCUUCUUCACCCAUAGCUAAUGAACCAAAAUACGAGAAGCGCUGGCUAGACACCCUGUCAGUUCCUCUGUCGAUGGCUCGAAUCUCGAGGUACAAAACUGGAACAGAUAAAUUAAGAUCUAAUGCAUUUGAAGUGCUGGCACUCGAUGGAGUUAGUACUGGGAUACUUCAGUUUUAUACAGCCCAGGAGAGUGCUGACUGGCUGAGAGCAAUGUCAACUAACAUCAGUGAUUUGACACUUCAAAAUAUGAAAAUGGCAAAUAAGUGCUGUUCUCCCUCUGACCAGGUCAUACAUAUGGGAUGGGUAAAUGAGAGACUUGAAGGAACUGAUUCAUCUCAGCUCUACAAAUUCAAGUUUCUGGCCCUGAAGGGUUCAUCCUUCUACAUUUUCAGCACUCCACCGGUAAGCACACUAGACUGGGUACGAGCUGAAAAAAUCUAUAACCUCUGUGAGGUUCUAUUUAAAAUUCACAAGGUAGAAAAUCACAUACUAAAACAUGUCUUUCAGCUCUGGCUUGCUGAUGAUUGCUGGCUACAAGCAAACUUGUAUUUAGGUAUUCACCCAGACUUCGAUCUUGAAGACCAGAGGCCGUAUUGUUUCAGUGUUAUGGUUGGACAUGGCAAGAGCCAUUAUUUCAAUGUAGAGCUGGGCAGUGAAUUGGCAGUGUGGGAGAAAUCAUUUCAAAGAGCAAUUUUCUUGGAAGUUCAAAGAACAGGGUCUAAAACAUAUAUGUGCAGUUGGCAAGGGGAUACUCUGUGUUUCACAGUCGACUUUGCUCUUGGAUUUACCUGUUUUGACAGUAAAACGAAGAAUGUGCUGUGGAGGUUUAAAUUCUCUCAACUCAAAGGCUCAUCAGAUGAUGGGAAAACAAGAGUUAAGCUGCUUUUUAGAAAUCUAGACACCAAACAAAUUGAGACAAAGGAACUUGAAUUUCAGGAUCUGACGGCAGUUUUACACUGUAUUCACUCCUUUAUAGCAGCAAAAGUGGCAUCUGUGGAUCCAGUGUUCAUAGACAGUCAGAGUAUUGCAAGAAGAUACAUGUAUAGUAACUGA
Molecule: messenger RNA, 1656 nt
Organism: Cinclus cinclus
Lineage: Eukaryota; Metazoa; Chordata; Aves; Passeriformes; Cinclidae
Gene: SNTG2
Product: syntrophin gamma 2
Exons: 18
Coding region: 1-1656 (551 amino acids)
Cellular component (GO): intracellular anatomical structure; dystrophin-associated glycoprotein complex
Molecular function (GO): structural molecule activity; protein binding
Source: RefSeq, a predicted model, not a curated record